This is a messenger RNA of Colletes gigas, 2047 nucleotides long. Its product is annotated as peroxisomal leader peptide-processing protease. The record is from RefSeq and is a predicted model, not a curated record. Gene Ontology annotation, cellular component: peroxisome. Gene Ontology annotation, molecular function: serine-type endopeptidase activity. Lineage: Eukaryota; Metazoa; Arthropoda; Insecta; Hymenoptera; Colletidae. Bases 432 to 2006 code for a protein of 524 amino acids. The transcript has 7 exons. Gene Ontology annotation, biological process: protein processing; regulation of fatty acid beta-oxidation.
CUUGCUGGACGAAAAAAGGGAUUCGUGUAGAAGAGGAAUGGGCAAAAAAAUAGUUACCCUUCCACUAGCGCCGUUAGCGGAGAAAUUACGAAACACAACUACUAUCCUACGCAGAGGAUGCAGUUUAUGGUGUUCCUGAUAGCUCCUGCGCAGGUAUAGUUGUCGUGUUUCACAGGCUCUUCGAUGGUGGCGCUAGUAGUAUUACAGACAACAAUUUUUUGGUUACGUUUUUAGUAAUGUAUCAACUUAUAAGCGAGUUCUACCAUACUUGAUCCUCUAUUGCCAUACUUGACCCUAAACUAUGGUCUGUGGAACAGCUGUGUUCAAUAAUGGACGACAAAACACACCGGAAGAAUAACCGAUCGUCUUUCUUGAAUUUUUACAGUAAUAUCUACUCAAGAAUAAAUCUUGAGAUCAAAAAGUAGAGCAUCAUGCAUGUGCCUAGAAGCGUUUUCAUAACGUUCUCAUCCUCCACGGAGACUCCGACGCUGUUUUCGCAAGGCUACUCUGGUAUCUCGAUUGCAAAAACCUGGGUUCUCGCCCACGGCUCCAUAUUGGCCUCCAUUUUGCAACGAUCCAGCAACCUCCACGACUUUGUGGCCACCCUAGAUCCAGGGGAACUAACGACGCUUCGAACGUUGGAGUCCAUCGACGAUUUGACCUUCCUGAUCCAUCGUAGCGGUUCACCAACCGUGUCGGGAAAACUAUCAGCCGUUUGGAAAUGUCCACUUUUGAAGGACACGUUGGAGGACUCGUUCGAAAGUUGGAGGUUUCAAGACGAGCACAGGUUCGAUCGUCUCUUGCUACCGAUCUUCCUGCUGAUCGAGUGCGAACAGGGACUGGUAUCCGAGUUCCUCGAGGGCGAAGAAGACAGGGAAUUGGAGGUGAAAAGGAGGAUCGACGAAACCUUGCACGCGUUCGCGAAAGAAACGACUGUCCGCAGGCCUGUUAAAGGAUCCACCGUCGAGAUCGUUUCCACGCCUUUUGGGAACGCUUUCUUCGCCGACACUGUCAGCCGUGGAAUCGUUGGGAAUUUACUGGGAGUCGAGGAAUGCCUCAUCCUGAUGGACGCGACUGUCUUCCCAGGAUGCGAGGGUGGUCCUGUGUACCUGGUCAACAACCGCGGCCGUAAAAGUAUCUGCGGCAUGGUAAUCGCGUCGUUGAGCUGGUGCCGUGGAGAAUGGGUCGACUAUACUUUCGCAGUGAAUUUGCUACCGUCGUUGAAGCAGAUCGUUCAGAGCCGAGUCAUACGAGAUGAAUCUCGAUGUUUGGCCUCUGCGGUUCUCCCUUUCACCCGGCGGAAUAAUCGCAACGGCGAAAUCGAUACCCUUGAAAGAAGCGUCGUGAUAGUGAGGUGCGGACCAAAUUGGGGCACAGGCAUCCUCGUCGACGAACGGACAGGAACUUUCAUAACUUGUGCUCACGUCGUCUCCAAAGAGCAAGAGCGAACGAUCGAGCUUGCGACAUACAUCAAGUCAGGAAAAGGUAAAUCCGAGUGGUUUGCACGGGCGAAGUUGGUCUACAAAACGCCAGACAACAGGCCUUACGAUAUCGCCGUGUUGAGGAUCGACUCGAGGAGCAAACAGCCCCCGUUGAAGGCCAUCAACUUGGCCAGUGGGCCUGCGAAUAAGGGCGAGCAAAUACUCUCGAUCGGAUUUCCAUUCUCUUCGAGAGGCAGAGCCACCGUCAGCAACGGGGUGGUGUCGAAUGCAUCGGAUUUCAUGCUCCAAGCGAACUGUUGCGCCCAAAGCGGGGCUAGCGGCGGGCCCAUCGUGCGACGAGCUACCUUCGAGAUGCUGGGGAUGAUCGUCUGCACCACCGUUUCCUCGAACGGUUCCACCUUGUAUCCGCGGCUGUGCAUGGCGAUACCUAUUACCGUUUUGAAGGAGCCAUUGAACAACUAUUUACGAACCGCUGAUCCUAAAACGCUCGAAAGGCUAACGCAGCACGACGUAAAUAUUGAAGCAACGUGGAACCUCCGUCCUUUUCUUUCUUCGCAUAUGUGACAUAUAUAUUUCAAGUAUCUACUCUAAUCUGUUCAUUCGUA